Messenger RNA from Osmia bicornis bicornis, 4384 nucleotides. It is a transcript of the gene 14-3-3epsilon, whose product is annotated as 14-3-3 protein epsilon. The transcript has 4 exons. The coding region runs from base 173 to 943 and encodes 256 amino acids. The record is from RefSeq and is a predicted model, not a curated record. NCBI's taxonomy places the organism in Eukaryota, Metazoa, Arthropoda, Insecta, Hymenoptera, Megachilidae. Gene Ontology annotation, cellular component: cytoplasm. Gene Ontology annotation, biological process: signal transduction.
GCAGAGGCUGCGCGAAGUGGGAACUGCUUUCGAUUGUUGGCGGGCGCCGCCAUCUUGGUCAGUGAGCUUGCGAGUGGCUGUACGACGAGGUGUACGUAUUUCGGUGAAACGAGUAUUUCGUGCGAUUUCCCUGAAACCCUUCAUCUACCCGUGAAAUCCACGAGCAUCCAAGAUGUCGGAACGGGAGGACAACGUUUAUAAAGCGAAAUUGGCUGAGCAAGCGGAACGCUAUGACGAAAUGGUCGAGGCGAUGAAGAAGGUCGCUUCACUGGACGUGGAACUGACCGUCGAGGAGAGGAAUUUGUUGUCCGUCGCCUACAAAAACGUGAUCGGUGCGAGGAGAGCAUCCUGGAGAAUAAUAUCUAGCAUCGAGCAAAAGGAGGAGAACAAGGGUGCCGAAGGGAAGCUGGAGAUGAUUCGUCAGUACCGAUCCCAGGUUGAGAAAGAAUUGAAAGACAUCUGCGCCGACAUCCUUGGAGUUUUGGAUAAGCAUCUGAUACCUUGCGCGUCUACCGGCGAAUCUAAAGUUUUCUAUUAUAAAAUGAAAGGUGAUUAUCAUCGCUACUUGGCCGAAUUUGCAAUCGGAAACGACAGGAAGGAAGCAGCGGAGAACUCCCUUGUAGCUUACAAAGCAGCGAGCGACACCGCUAUGACAGACUUGCCACCGACUCAUCCUAUCCGCUUGGGAUUGGCGCUCAAUUUCUCUGUGUUCUAUUAUGAGAUUCUCAAUAGCCCCGACAGAGCGUGUCGUCUAGCGAAAGCUGCCUUUGACGACGCGAUCGCAGAACUAGACACCUUAUCCGAGGAGAGCUAUAAAGAUUCCACCCUCAUCAUGCAGCUUCUUAGGGACAAUCUUACUCUCUGGACGUCAGAUAUGCAAGGAGAUGGGGAGGGCGAACAGAAGGAACAGCUGCAAGACGUGGAAGAUCAGGACGUAUCGUAACUCUAACUGUAGUGAGUGUUAUCCUGCGCAUAUAAAACUGAGACACAAGAAAGCAAAAACUCUUAAUAACUUGUAAGCAAAAGAAAACAAUUCAAGCAGGUGGCAGUUCGGGGUGGGAAGGGGAGAUCUUUAGUGAUUGCGUGACCCUAAGCACGCACGUACGUACGGUUACUCCUAACAAACAAGCAAACAAAAUUACAAAAAUUAUCGUUCGAUAACACGCAUUGAGUUAUAUGGAGCGCGCAGAGAAAAGUAACGAGCAAAAGGGCACGCACCCUGCGGUAUAUAAUAAUAGAAAGAGACUGCAAAGAGCAUUUAGAGAGGCACUAUUCUUUGCCUUCCUUCGCGUAUCGAGAAGAGAACAAAAAUGCUGUCUUUUAACACUGUGCAUGCCCGGUCAAAAUUCAGUGGACGAUGUCGAGAACGUUGAGUGGACGCCGACUGACAGCGUAUAUCAUCUAUAUUAAUAAUAAUUAAUAAUUAUAACGAAACAAAAAAAGAAAAAGAAAAAAAAAGAGAGGUAUGCGCCAGUCCGUCGGGAUAAAGCCUCGUUUCUGUCGAUUUUAGUGAGUGAGAACGAAUAACCAUAAUAUGUCCCCCAUAACGUUUCACAAUAACGAAACAUGCUAAAUAGCUCGACGUCGAUCGAAGUGCAUUGUGUUCGUUUGUUUUUACCCGCCCCCUCACCCACAAUCUCUCCUCCUCGUCUCUUCCCCGCUUUUUUACUGCGCGCAUGAUUGCUCUCGCAUACUACGAUAAAAUAACGAUUAUUAAUGUAUGCGUGUAAAUCGAGUGUAAAUCAUCUGUUUAUCUAAGGGAUAAACGCGUCUCCUCAGAGUGGAAGAACGUGGGUUGGUCACGGUGAACGUAAAAGAGUCGGGGACAAGCCACGCGCUUUUCAUCUCUGCUCUUUUUCUUUCUUUUCUUUUUGUAAUAAGAUAUUAUGAAUGUACUUCCCAACAAGUCUAGUUACACACAAGUAAUUUCAUACACCAUAAUUUCGAGUAUAAAUUUUUAUCGGUCGAUGAAGCAAGUUAAUUAUUCGCCAGAAACGUUUGGCGGGCUGUAUUCGUCGGACUACAGUAUCAUAAAUUGAUUCUUCUUGUGUAUAUUUAUAAUGCGAGUGAUUUUUUUUAAUCUUACAAAAUCUUAGACUACGUUUUCAAUUGGCUCAGCGAAUUUUAACCGAAUAGAGUUAAGAGAAUACGCUACCACGAAAGCGUCGUACUUAAGAGAACAUGCAAUAACAUCGGUUUGUCCAAGUUUGGUCUUCUGAAUAAUAAUAAUAAUAAUAAUAAUAAUUAAAAGGAAAUUUAACAGAGUGAGAAAAAAGUAUCGGUUUUCGGUGUAACAGAUGUUCUUUCACUCAACCUGUAAUCUUCUCAAUGGAGAGAAAGAUAUCUUUGAUGUAGAUGAGCUUUUUCCCAGUUUUUCUUUUAAAACAAACAAGUUACGUUUCAACGGAGAAACAGGAAACAAGUAGCUAUCCAGCUAGUCCGUAUUUAAUGGUUGUACUUUUUCAUAUCCCCCCAUUGUGUAUAAACUAUAACGAUCGCUGUGGUAUUACGAAUUACAGAAUAAACGAUUGUAUCCCGACGUUCUUUAUUUUAUUUUUUUUUGUUUUCUGUUUUUCACUCGCGCUCACUUUCGCUAUCACUGUCCUCGAUUCCACUGUAUCUUAGCUGAUAUCUUUAGCCGUGCGUCCAUUCACCUUUUUAUCGAUCAACCGUACCGCCGAUUUCCGCUUAAAAAACGAAACACAUUCCAGUAAACUCUCUAUCAAUAAAUUCAUUUGCACGAGUUUAACGAGACGAGCUUAGCGACUAGUGUCGGUCGGAAAUUUAUGUUCUCGACAAUUAUUCGUUUUCUACUAAGAAUUUAAGAUCCAAAAAAAAGGAGCUAUUUGUAAAAUUAUGCGCUCAAGUAUUCCAAGAGAAACGUAAUCGAGAAAAAUUUCAAUCGUGCCAUAAGUUUCUGACCGUCACUGCGUACGUGUAACGAAUAUAUACCAUCUGAAACCAUGAGUUUCCUCAGGAUCCAUGCUCGUAACGAUGAAUGAGGAUAAUCGUUCUGUAAGCGUGCAGCAAAAAAGCGAGGUGUUAUACCUGAAUGCGCAAGAAGAACGCGCUAAGCGAAAUCGAGCUCUGCCUAGAAAUUUUGGUGUACAUCGUGUGCCCCUCCCCUUGUAUUUAGGUAUUAAUAACGAUACAAAUUGAUAAUCAUGUUACGUAAAUAACGUUAUAAAGAAAAAUAACUCAAAGUAAUAUCAACGGCACCGUAAGUAAGUAUAUGCGAGUAAUUUUAAGAGCGUAAACCACGUAUCGAGGGAAGAAAAAAAAUUAUUCAUCGACACGAAUUGUUCAUGCGAUUACGAAGAAUAAGAAGAAGAGCAGUUUAUUAAGAGCGUAUCGUCGAACAUGUUAGCGGAGGAAGAUCAUGUGGAAGACACGAAGGUGUAAAUGGUACCCGUGAACAAAAAAGGAUGAAGAAAGAACAGUGGAGGAGGAGUCACAGAGGAUAUCGUAACCAUCGGUUAAGAAGAGUUUUGCAAUAGUCUAUCAACACGUAUAUCAUGCGUAAGAGAGUGACAAGUCAUAAAAAAAGAAAGAGAAAAAGAUUUAGGUACAAUAAAACUUGUCAGUGGCAACGAACGGUGUAGUGAAUUCCAAACGACGAUAAAACUGUGAGAUACCUCAAAUCCAAUUACUUGCUUACACGAUGAAUUAACAGAAAAAAAGCUAAAAGAUAACAAGAUUGAAGUAGCCCAACGCGAUAACAAUUUAUUAUUCGUCGAUGAUAUAGCGUGUGACUCAUUAAAUGGCAAGAAAACAAAAUAACAGAAGAGUAGUAUGUUCCCGAAUAAAUAAAAUCGUAGAUAGUCAUUGAUGAUCAUUGAUGAGUUUCUCGUAGAAUUAUUAAACGAAAGAUAGAUGAUCGGUGUAUCGAUUGAGACCGCUUUUUACCCUUUUAUUCGGUAUUGUUGUGCGUGCUUAGUCCAUUUUUUUAUAGAAUGAAAAAGAAAAAGCGAAGAAACUGAAAGGAAUUAACAUCUAUUGUUUCCAUCUCUCUAGAUGUACUAAUACUUCUGCUCUUGUCUCUGUAUUAUAAACAUUAGUUGUAUCUCUAUAAUUAUCUUCGGAUCAUUCCAUCUUGUCGCUGACCCCAAUUCACGAGAGCGAUUAAUUAGACAACGGUUAUCGAAAAUUUAUCGUCAUUUGGAUGAGACUAAAUCUUUCUUUUCAUUUUGACAAAAUUCGUAUGCGUUCUUACGCUCUGUACUAAUUACAAUCAAUGCGAAUACACCGGAUACGACCUUUUUCUGUAAAACUACACAUAAUUACAUACAUAAACACCGAUACACACUCUCUCUCAGACGUACACUCAUACACAAUGACACAGGACAUACACGUGAAAUCUAUAAAUAAAGUAAUUACAACUCUA